Molecule: messenger RNA, 897 nt
Organism: Salarias fasciatus (jewelled blenny)
Lineage: Eukaryota; Metazoa; Chordata; Actinopteri; Blenniiformes; Blenniidae
Product: forkhead box protein B1-like
Exons: 1
Coding region: 1-897 (298 amino acids)
Biological process (GO): anatomical structure morphogenesis; cell differentiation; regulation of transcription by RNA polymerase II
Molecular function (GO): DNA-binding transcription factor activity, RNA polymerase II-specific; RNA polymerase II cis-regulatory region sequence-specific DNA binding
Source: RefSeq, a predicted model, not a curated record
AUGCCGCGGCCCGGCAGGAACACGUACAGCGACCAGAAGCCGCCCUACUCCUACAUCUCCCUGACGGCCAUGGCGAUCCAGAGCAGCCCGGAGAAGAUGCUGCCGCUCAGCGACAUCUACCGCUUCAUCACGGAGCGCUUCCCGUUCUACCGGGAGAACGCGCCGCGCUGGCAGAACUCUCUGCGCCACAACCUGUCCUUCAACGACUGCUUCAUCAAGAUCCCGCGCCGCCCCGACCAGCCCGGCAAGGGCAGCUUCUGGGCGCUGCACCCCGCCUGCGGAGACAUGUUCGAGAACGGCAGCUUCCUGCGGCGCCGGAAGCGCUUCAAGGUCGGGGGCGCGGCCCCGCCGCCGGCCGCCCCGCUGGGCCCCGGGGGGCCGCCGCCGCCGCCGCCGCACUACCUGCAGCAGCAGCAGGCCAAGCUGCGGAUCAGCGCGCUGCACGCCGCCGCGCACCUGCCCGUGCCCGUGCCCGUGCCCGCCGGGUACGGCCUGGGCGCCGUCACGCAGCCGUCCGGGUUCAAGCACCCGUUCGCCAUCGAGAACAUCAUCGCGCGGGAGUACAAGGUUCCCGGCGGGCUCGCGGCCUUCCCGGGGCCGGGGUACGCGCUGCCCGGCCAGCUGGGCCCCGCGUGGCCGCACGUGUACGCGCACACCGGGCUGCUGGAGCCGGACUACGCGGCCUACGGCGCGCCGCUCAAGCCGCUGUGCGCCGGGCAGACGCUGCCCGCCGUGCCCGUGCCCAUCAAGCCCGCCGUGCCCGCGCUGCACGCGCCGCACGCGCCGCACGCCUUCCUGGCCGCCGGCUCGCCGCGGCCCCGCAGCCCCGCGUCCCCGCAGACCGGCAGCCCCGCCGCGCCCGGGGAGCCGCUGCAGUCCACCGUGCCGGUGCACUGA